ACCCAUCCGAGACUACAAUCCCCGGCACGGGCUCCCUCCUCUAGAAACGGUUCAUUGUAGUCAAUAGUAAAAUACUAAAAUUUAAUAAAGGCCUAUUGACCUUUAGCCAUUGCCACCGCCGAGCUCCGGUAAAGGGAACCGUUCGUACUUCUUCGGGACCUCGUCGGAAGAAAUCCUAAGACUUUAUAUUUAUUGUCGAAUUGCCGAAUUUAUACACUUCCGGAUUCCGGAAUUGUUCUGUCCAGAAGCAGGAAACUCGGUGAUUCCAUCAUAAACUAAAGCUAAACGCCACGGUCUCGAUUGCCGCAGAGGAAUCACUACAACUUCUUCCGUCAAAAAAACUAGUGGCUCCUUAGGCUGCUGCUUCUCCGCCAGAAACGGUUCAGAUGGACCCUUCCAUCAUGAAGCUCCUCGAAGAGGACGAGGAUGAAACUAUACAUUCCGGAGCAGAAGUGGAGGCGUUCACUGCUGCCCUAAAUAGAGAUAUCGAAGGCGAUACGUCUACUUCCAAGCCAUCAGAUUCUGAAACCGCAGAUUUACCCCAUAAUGGAAAUCCUACAUCCAGUCAAUUGUUUCCACAGUGGCAAACUUCUAACCAGGAAGAAAAUAAUACCUGCCAAAAUCAGCAAGAAGAACCAAGGAAUCUGCAACCACAAGAGCAGUGUAAAUCUGAAAGUGACCCAAUGCAACAUGGAUCUAGUGCGAACGAGCAGAGUUCACAAGAACGCGCUCAACUUCCUUUGCAACAGAAGCAGUCCACUGAUCAGCAGCAGGAAGAACAGAAUUCCCCCCAGUUUUCUCAAAAAGGUGGGGUCCAAUUAUCAGAACAAAAUCCUGUCCACUUUUCAGAACAAGAUAGAAUGUUGCACACUGAUACUCAGCAUCCCCAAUAUCCGAAAUUACAGAAGACAAACAACCAACAGGCCCUGCCAGCAGACCUGGCAAAUAAUCCAAUGUCCCGUAGCAAACAAGUACCAUUUGGUUUGUUGCUGCCUGUCAUACUACCCCACCUUGACAAGGAUAGAGCUAUGCAGCUUCAGACACUUUUUGCUAAAUUGAGGAAAAAUGAAAUCAAUAAAGAGGGCUUUAUCAGGCUCAUGAGGAGUAUUGUGGGGGACCAUAUGCUCAAACAGGCAGUAUCCAAGCAUGUAUUACAUCAGGAACUAUCUAAAACUCAGGCUGCUCAGAACCCACAGACAGGUUCCCACCAAUUCCAGUUACAAUCUCAAGCUUCUUCUCAUCAUCAACAACAACAUCAUCAUCAGCCUCAGCCUCAAUCUCAGACUCAGCCACAGCCACAGACACAGCCACAACAGCAACAACAGCAACUUAAAAUGCCAUCUCUUACUACAUCGCAGUUCACCGAUCCACAUUCAUUUUCACAACUUCAACAGAAGAGCCAGAAAUCACCAACUGACCUGUCUCAGGUUCCUACUUCAACAGUUCAAAUACAGGCCGAUUCAAAUUUCUUGACCACAGAGAACAGUACUCAAAGGUCCAGAGAUACAGAAAGCCAGUCAGAUUCACAGGGAACACAUGUGAGCAAAAUGUCUUCAGCCAACAUGAGCAUGGUGAAGCAGGAAAGGGAACUGCCUACAAUUUCAGUGCAAGGACUUAACAAACAGCAGCAACAGCAUUUACACCUUCCUCAGACAUCCUUCACAAUGUAUGGGGGCACAGUUGGUAAUUAUCAUUCUUCUCAUGCCUAUUCUGGGCCACCUAUUAGUGGUGCAGCAACUUCUUUGAAAUCCCAAACUCAAGAUUCACAGAUGAGGCAAGUUCCACUUCAUCAAAGUAUGGUUUCAACUCAAAUAGGAGGGGCAACUCAACCUGUGAACAUGAUGAGUGUGGCAAAGUAUGAGAUGCAGAACUCUCCUAAUGAGCCAAAGAGAUUGCCAACUGGACCUCUUUCUCACUUGUCCAGUCAUUCAACAUUACAACAAAAUCCAGUUCCAUGGCAUUCAGCAAUUAAAGAGCAUAAAAUUGGCGCUCCAUCAUCAAUACCUUAUAUAAAACAAGAACAAGCUGAGAAGACUGCUGAGCAGCCGCACAAAUCUCAGUUGUCGGCUCCCCAGGGUUCAUCUUCUUUUGCCACUAUACAGGCCGAGCAGGAGGAAAUCACAGAUAAGCCAUCUGCUAGGAUGUCCUUUUCGACAUCCACAAGUAUGGUGCCCACAAAUUUAGUUUCCAGUACCAUGUCAGCACAACUGGAGUCCACAAUGCCGAUGAGGAGCCAAAUCCCAUCUACUGCCACUCCAGUAGGGGUUGGACCCAAUAUGAAGACACCCCCAAAGAAAUCUUCUGUUGGCCAAAAGAAACCUCUUGAAUCACUUGGCAGCCCAACACCCCCAUCAAGUAAAAAGCAAAAGGUAUCUGGGGCCUUUCUUGAUCAAAGCAUUGAACAGCUCAAUGAUGUUACUGCUGUUAGUGGAGUUAAUUUGAGGGAAGAGGAAGAGCAGCUAUUCUCUGGGUCUAAGGAAGAAAGUCGGGCUUCAGAGGCAACUCGAAGGGUUGUGCAAGAGGAAGAAGAAAGAUUAAUUCUGCAGAAAAUACCUCUUCAGAAGAAAUUGGCACAAAUCAUGUCUAAAUGUGGCAUCAAGAAUAUAAAUAAUGAUGUAGAACGCUGCCUCUCAUUGUCUGUGGAGGAGAGAAUGCGAGGCUUGAUCAGUAAUCUAAUCAGACUAUCAAAGCAGAGGGUUGAUAUUGAAAAGCCAAGACAUCGGACUGUUAUUACCUCAGAUAUUCAACGCCAAAUUUUAUUGAUAAACCGGAAGGCCAAGGAGGAGUGGAAUAAAAAACUGGCUGAAGAAGCUGAAAAGCUCCGAAAGCUCAAUGAAGCUGAGGGAAACAGUGGAGCUGAUGGUGACAAGGAUAAAGAUGAAGUUCGUCUAAAAGCACAAAAGUCAAGCAAAGAGGAAGAUGACAAAAUGCGAACAACAGCAGCAAAUGUUGCUGCCCGAGCAGCUGUUGGAGGAGAUGACAUGCUCUCAAAAUGGCAACUCAUGGCAGAGCAAGCUCGGCAGAAGCGUGAAGGAGGAAUAGAUAUGGCAUCUGGUGUGCUACUAGGUAAAGACUUGAGUCGCAGGCCUUUGUCAACGUCCAGUAGAAUCACCAAGGACAGUCAAAAAGCAGAAAACAAGGGUCCCACUGCUGGUGCUGCAUCAUCUGGUCCUGUGGGAAAAUUUGGUAGGAGUCAUGUUGUCGUGUCCCAAACAAAGGUCUCACCUACAAUUUCUGUCAAGGAUGUGAUUGCAGUGCUGGAAAGGGAGCCACAAAUGUCGAGAUCAACUUUGAUCUACCGCUUGUAUGAGAAGAUGCAUAGCGAUGCUGUGGCAACUGAUAGAAGGUGAUGCUCAGGCACCGGGUACUGUGUUAAGAAAAUGUGCAUUUUUAGCAGUUCAUUACUACAAUCCGGUCUCUCAACACCUAUGUGCGGUCCAGGAGAGCACUGUACAGAUGGUCUAGGUUUCUCUUCUUAUUCCACAAGUUAUAUUGGGGCUUUCAUUGGGAACUAACUGUGGCUGAGAUAAUUUCUAUCAUUAUGCUUGUAAUCUUUUUUUGUUUUUUUCUUUUUGGUACAUAAAUUAUGUUUGUAAUCAGUUAUUCUAUAGUUUUGAAUUGAACCCUAGUCUUCUAAUCCACAUUGUAACAAUUCAGUCUAGUAAUCAGCAUAUUCACUCGUAAUUUAGGAUUUUUAA
Molecule: messenger RNA, 3698 nt
Organism: Nelumbo nucifera (sacred lotus)
Lineage: Eukaryota; Viridiplantae; Streptophyta; Magnoliopsida; Proteales; Nelumbonaceae
Product: transcription initiation factor TFIID subunit 4b
Biological process (GO): transcription initiation at RNA polymerase II promoter
Cellular component (GO): transcription factor TFIID complex
Molecular function (GO): RNA polymerase II general transcription initiation factor activity; protein heterodimerization activity; DNA binding
Source: RefSeq, a predicted model, not a curated record